This is a messenger RNA of Dalotia coriaria, 1208 nucleotides long. Its product is annotated as achaete-scute complex protein T3-like. Gene Ontology annotation, molecular function: DNA-binding transcription factor activity, RNA polymerase II-specific; RNA polymerase II transcription regulatory region sequence-specific DNA binding; protein dimerization activity. The transcript is spliced from 3 exons. The record is from RefSeq and is a predicted model, not a curated record. Gene Ontology annotation, biological process: regulation of transcription by RNA polymerase II; developmental process. The coding region runs from base 131 to 655 and encodes 174 amino acids. Lineage: Eukaryota; Metazoa; Arthropoda; Insecta; Coleoptera; Staphylinidae.
GCAAGUCACAAGACACCCAAAGCUCUCCAAAAUUUUAAAAACUUCAAUAUUUAGUGCAAUUCAAUACUUUACACAAUGGUAAUUUAAAACUUGCCAAAUCGAAAUCAGUGCAAAUAAAUAAAAGAUAAAAAUGACGUAUACGAGUGCGGCGUGGCAUGUGCACGAAGACUUCUUUGUCGAGGACGACGAUGACACGCGUUAUAGAAUCGCAUCUUUGGUGUCGUCUUCAUCUUCAUCAUGCGCAUCGUCAAAAGAACUCGAAGAAUGUGCGCAACCAUUGCGGGAGACAAACGGUCGCAGUGCUCUUCAGGAGCACGCGAAGAGUGCGAAUAGUGCGAGAUAUGUUCACGUGCCGCACAGAGACAAGCCGCCGCAGGUCGUCGCCAAGAGGAACGCACGCGAGCGGCGGCGGGUGCAGGCCGUCAAUGGCGCCUUCGUCCGGCUGCGCAAAGCCGUCCCCUUCGAGAACAACAGAGGAAAACGUGUCAGUAAGGUGAAAACUCUUCAAUACGCCAUUGAUUAUAUUCAAAAACUACAGGAUUUACUACGAGAUUAUAAUAAUAGCCAAAACAUGCAGUAUUAUUACAACUAUUAUCCAUCACCAAUCGAAGAAGACUUUCCGGAGUUUAGUGAUAAUUUUGCACUAGGUUACUAAUAACAUCAGAAAUUAAUUUAAUCUAAAUUUAAGAAAAACUAGUCCUUAGUCUGGUCAUUAGCUAAUUAGAUACUUAGAAUAGUUGUCUUAUGAUAGUAUAUUAAAUAUUAAUAUUCUGAUCUUUUUGUUUGUCCCACACGAUAACCUUCUAUGAUGAGUAGAAAAACUAAUAUUGCAAUUAGAGUUAAGUUCUGUAAUAUGUUCAUCAGUUCAUCCCACAUUUGAUUACACUUUAUGAUUGUUUCUAAUUACUAAUAGGAACAUCGAAAGUAGAGCAGUAGGUACUUAAGAAUUUCCCAAAUGAACUUAACUGUAAUUUAAAGUCUUUUUUCUUCGUUUUGCUUCCUUAACGAUAAGGCAAAAGAGUGUUGAUUCUAGUCAUGGCAUAUUUAAUAUAUUAAUAAACUAGUUUUAUCUUAAUCAAUGAAAACCGCGUAUGAUCAGAAAAAAAAAACUAAAAAUGCGCAGGCAACAUUCCUUCGCAUUAAUUUCAAUGAUGUCUUAUAGCUUAUAUUUUGCUAGUCAUGUUUAAAUUCUAAUAAAGUAGGUAUUU